UGUCACUUGUCGCUUGUCGUCUUGCCAUAACAUUAUUCAAUUCUUUUUCUGUGUGAUGAUAUCGGUUUACGGAAAGGGGUGGAAUACUUACUUUUAAAUUUAGUUUGUUUAGAAUUAGGCCUAAAUAAAGUUUUCCACCCCACCUAACUGAUCAAUAUUCUAGGUGUGAUAAGUAUACAAGUUCUUUAUCAGAAUGGAUCCAUUUGUAAUCACCCCUCCAGAAAGAGCCAGAUUUGAAAGCCAGUUCAAUGCUCUUAGACCAAUUAAUGGGAUUGUCACCGGUGAUCAAGCCAAAGGGUUCUUCUUGCAGUCACAACUGCCAAUGCCUAUACUCGGAGCCAUUUGGGGGCUGGCAGAUACUGAUGCUGAUGGCAAAAUGAAUAUAAACGAGUUCAGCAUAGCCUGCAAACUCAUCAGCAUGAAGCUGAGAGGUGUCGAGGUGCCAAAGGUUCUGCCACCAUCCCUCGCACAACUUGUACAACCAGUUGUGAUGCCGGUUGUGCCUGCUGCUGUGAUGAAGCCUCCUGUACCUCCAGCCCCUCUCAUCCCUGGAGUCCCUGGAGGACGACCUAUGAUAUCUCCUCCCUCAGGAGGGAACACUCCCAAGGUCACCUCUCCCCCUGGUCUGGUGGGGGCCCAGCCUCCCCCUCUCCCUCCACAGCCUAUCAUCACCUCUCAACCUCUGUUAGGGAUGAGUGCCCCAAUACAACCUCCUGUAGCUAGUGUCCCCCCCAUGGCGCCCAUGCCUCCAAUGGGUAUUCCUCAAACUCAGUCCAUACCUCCUAUGGGGGUUCAACCUACUCAGCCAAUGGCACCCAUAGCUCCUAUGGGUAUGCCUCAUACUCAGGUCAUACCACCCAUGGGUGUACCUCCUACCCAACCCAUGGCUCCUUUACCACCCAUGGGUGUACCUCCUACACAGCCCAUGGCAAGUGUGGCUCCCAUUCCCAUGGCAACUCCAGGCCCUGUAACUCCUCUCAUCAAUCCAGUUCCGCCAACUCCAGCUCCUGUGCCAGCAGCUGCAGCAAUGGAACGGACUGCUUCCAUAGAAUCACCGCUGGGGGGAACUGGCCAGUUGGUAGAGUGGGCCGUGCCUCACGCUUCUAAACUCAAGUACACUCAGCUGUUUAACACUACAGACAGAACAAGAACUGGCUUCCUCAAUGGAGUUCAAGCUAGGAACAUUAUGAUGGCCUCACAACUACCUCACACUGUGCUUGCUCAGAUAUGGGGCCUCUCAGACAUGGACUCAGAUGGGCGUUUGUCCUGUGAAGAGUUUGUCUUGGCAAUGCAUCUGUGUGAUCUGGCGAGGUCGGGAGAGAAGAUACCAGUGCCACUACCUCUAGACCUCAUACCUCCCUCACUGCGACGUCAACGGAACAACUCUCUGUCAUCUCAGGACGGCCAGGGAGAUCCCCUCGCAGGUAUCGGCGGAGUGGCUUUCGCCGGACUGCUGGGACAGGAUUUGAUAUCAGCGGCAAGUUUUGAAGACAAACGAAAGGAGAAUUUUGAAAAAGGCCAGGCUGAACUUGAAAGGAGACGCAAAGCUUUGCUAGAGAUCCAGAGAAAAGAGCAGGAAGAGAGAGAGCGUAAGGAAAGGGAAGAACAAGAAAAGAGGGAAAAAAUAAGGUUGGAGCAGGAGCGACGGCGACAGGAGGAGUUAGAAAAACAGCUGCAAGCUCAAAGAGAGCUUGAACAACAAAAGGAGGAGGAGAGAAGGAGAGCUCAAGAACAGAGGGAGGCUGCACGCAGGGAAAUGGAAAGACAGAGACAGUUGGAGUGGGAGAAACAGAGAAGCCUAGAACUCCAAGCCCAGAGACAAAGAGAACAAGAGAAUGUGCUCAAACUGAAGGCCAAGAACCAGAACCUCAGUAUCGAGCUAUCACAACUGAAUGAGAAAGUGAAGGAGUUGUCCACCAAGAUCACAGAGACCAGGUCUGGAGUGACCAGUGUCAAGUCCACUAUUGAUGGCAUGAGGACUACAAGGGACACACAGCUGCAGCAGAUGUCUACUCUAAAGGCCAAGCUGAAAGAGCAAAACGCAAGGCUGGUGGCUGUGAGCCAAGAAAAGGCCAGAAUGGAGGCCAAGAACAAAAUGAACGCUGCAGCUGACGUGGCUGGACAAGAACAGGCUAAACUGGCCUUCCAGAACAAACAGAUCCAAAUGAAGCAGCUGCGGGACAAACUUCAGGAUAUGGAAAAACAGAUUGAAGGGAAAAUGGAAGACAUUCAAAACAAUAACUCACAACUAGACGAUUUAAAACAGCAGCUUACGAAACUAAUCAAGGAUUGUGAAGAACUAUACACCACCUACAAUGAGAAAAGAAAUAAGGUGCUUGAAAUGAAAGGCAGCAAAGCCAAAGAGGGUUGGGGAGAUGAUGCUUGGAACUCUACCCCAGCUGCGUGGAACUCUGAGGAGGAGACCUAUUCAGCCCAGACCGAAGGGUACAAGAGGUAUCGAGCGUUGUAUGAAUUUGUUGCUCGCAAUGGUGACGAGUUGUCUUUCCAGCCUGGAGAUAUCAUCAUGGUACCUAUCACCCAGAACGCAGAGCCUGGUUGGCUGGCCGGAGAGGUCAGAGGUCAUUCAGGUUGGUUCCCCGAGGCGUAUGUAGAAUGCAUAGACACUGACACUGGGGUCUCGCCUUAUCCCGAGGCUGACACAAUACAGAAGACUCAACUGGAAGAGAUAGCAGAAGUGCCUGAGAAUGUGUCUGACAAUGGGUCAGCCGUGGUGGAAGUGUCAGAAGCCCCUGCAGUGCCCCUGAUGCCCAGCUUGAUGUUGGGUAUGGGCACUCCUGUGGACCUCACAGUGGUGGCUUUGUAUCCCUUCACCCCCUCAGCUCCGGACCAGCUACUCUUCGGCAAGGGGGACAUCAUCAGGGUCACUGAGAACCAGGACAUGUGGUGGUAUGGAGAAAACAAUGGCCAGGAAGGCUGGUUCCCUAGGACUUAUGUCAAGCUGUCAACAGAUAAUGUCAACAUUAACAAUGCUGUAGACAUGGGGGCACUUCCACCUGACCAGCAAGAAUACUAUGUUGCUCUCUACCCGUACGCAUCAACUGAGCCUGGAGACCUCAAGUUUAACCAGGGAGAGGUCAUAUUAGUGGUCAAGAAGGAAGGGGAAUGGUGGACUGGGGUCAUUGCAGAUAGAACAGGAAUAUUCCCAUCCAACUAUGUACAGAAAGCAGAUACUCAGCCAGUUGUAGAGCCAGCCAUAGAAGAACCAGUUGUUGCACCUCAAAUACAGCCUUCCCAAUUAGAAACCCUGCCUCAAGACAAAAGGGCUGUUACACCAGAUUUUGCUGCAUUAUCUUCUCAGUUGGAAUCUACCAGCAGUGGUGGAGAGGAUAGUGAUUCCAAGGGAACCAAAGGCAAGAAACCAGAGAUUGCGACUGUGAUUGCUCCUUACCAAGCGACCAGCCCUGAACAGCUGAGUCUGCAGAGAGGUCAGCUGGUCUUGAUAAGGAAGAAGACAUCCACAGGCUGGUGGGAAGGAGAGUUACAGGCAAAAGGCAAGAAAAGACAGGUGGGUUGGUUCCCUGCCUCCUAUGUGAAGACGUUGGGUCCCAAGUCUGGGGGCUCACUCAGGUCGGGCAGAGUAACACCUUCCGCUGAGCCACCUUCCACAGAGAAGGUGAUAGCUCUGUACCAGUACAAGGCUCAGAAUGAAGAUGAGCUCAGUUUUGAGAAGGAUGAUGUCAUCACAAUCAUCUCUAAAGAUGAGCCGGCCUGGUGGAGAGGGGAGUUGAAUGGAUCCAUUGGUCUGUUCCCUAGCAACUACGUCGCUCCUCUCUUCGAAACUGAGAAAAAGAAAAUAAAACUGAGUAAAGAAGAGAAACAAAGGCAGAAAUCCAUCAAGGAAUUAAUCAUGACAGAACAGGCUUAUAUUGAUGAUAUGUCCAUUGUACAUGAUGUUUUUGAAAGACCAUUAGCUGAAAGCAAAAUCGUAACUCCAGAUGAACUGAGCACUAUUUUUGUGAACUGGCAAGAUAUCAUUGUUUGCAACCACAUGUUUCUCAGAGCUCUCCGGGUUCGUAGAGAAAUGAGCGAAGGUGGAGUGAUAAGAAUGAUUGGAGAUAUUCUAUGUGAAAGUUUGCCCCGCAUGACAGUGUACGUAAGGUUCUGCAGCUGUCAGCUGACUGCGGCUGCGCAGCUCCAGCGUCUGACAGAGCAGAGUGAACAGUUCCGUCAGCUGGUGCGCCGAUGUCAGGCCGACCCUCGCACCAAGGGGAUGCCUCUCAGCUCCUUCCUCAUCAAACCCAUGCAGCGCAUCACCAAAUAUCCUCUACUCAUCCAGAAGAUUGUGGAAUCAACUCCAGUGGAUCAUCCAGACUACACUUACCUGAUUGAAGCUUUGGCAAAAGCUGAAGAGUUCUGCACUCAAGUAAAUGAAGGAGUGAGGGAAAAGGAAAAUUCAGAUCGUUUGGAAUGGCUUCAGAAACAUGUAUCUUUUGAUGGCUUAGAAGAGAGACUCGUCUUUAACUCUCUCACAAACUCCGUUGGACCAAGAAAGUUCCUGCACUUUGGCUCCCUUACCAAGACUAAGAGUGGCAAAGAGUUGGUGGGCUUCCUGAUGAAUGAUUUCCUCCUUCUGGCUCAACCCAGCAGACCGCUCGGACAGUCCUUCUCAUUUGACAGACAUUCACAUGUUCGCUUCAAAAUAUACAGAAAACCUUUCCUGCUAUCAGAGCUAGUGAUACAUCAAGGUACAGAAGUGUUGGAUACAGAGGUAAGGCUGGAGUACGGAGGUCAUGUGACCAGUCUAACUGUGACCUCUAGUACAGAGCGAGGUCUGUGGCUGAGACGACUGACACAAGCCAAAGAGGAGGUCACUACCAGUGAUAGGUACAAGCUGCAACGCCAGCAAUCAAGGCAACAGAGGUUUGGCGCAGUAGGCAGAGUAUUGGUGGUUGUUGUGGAAGGCAACAAACUGAAACCUCCAUCACCAGGGGGCAAGCGUGAGGUGUUCUGUGAGGUGAGCAUGGGUUCCCAGGAACACCACACUCCCGUGGUACACACCACAGCAGCAGAGUCUCGGUGGAACGCAAGCAUGCAGUUCCUAGUUAAGGAUCUGGCAGAGGACGUGCUUUGUGUUACUGUCAAGGACAAAGGAUAUUUCUCACCUGACGAGUUUAUGGGCCGCACUGAAGUGAGAAUUUCAGACAUUCUCUACCUCAGUCAGACAUCGAGAGGUCCAAUCCUCAAAGUUCUGCCGCUACAUGAGGUUGAUUCUGGGGAAGUUACUUUGAAACUCGACCUGAGACUGUUUGAGUCUGCAUAGACACACAUGCUCAGCACCACUGUAUCAUCCAUGACCAAACAUGACCUAGGAUUAUUAUGUCUAAAGCUUCUCAUCAUUGUGAACUGGAAAACCACACAAGGAAUUCUGAGGUUAAUCACUUUAUAUCAGUUUUAUAUCAUCUAAUUCCAGUCUCACGGUUUUUAUAUAGUCAUAUUCUCUUUUGCACCAUGAGAUAAAAUGAUACAUUCCAUGGUUAGUCCUAAAAAAAUAUAUUUUUUAAGUUCUUAAGCCAGCCAUUUUGUUCCUUGGAGAAGAUGAGGGUAGUUUUUAAAUACUUUUUUGGUAGCUAUUCAAAUUCAUCUAGAUGAUUUGCUUCUACAAUCACAGUAGAUUGUCAAACCUAUGUCUUGGCCUCUAGACAAUCUGGUUGAACAACACAGACAUCACCUGAAGAACAAAAUUCAAAUCAACCUAACUAUAUUAAAAAUCUAAGCAUAAAUUCAAACUCAAUUUUAAUCGUGCUUAUAAGAAUAUUUUGUAAGCCCAAACUAAUCUGGGGUGGUGACCUCCGUAUGAAUACUUUAAAGAUUUGGGAACUUCCGAAUACAUGAUAAAUAUACCAAUUAAUAUUAAUUAUAUUUUAUAUGAAUAUAUUUGUUAUUUAUUAAGUAUUAUUUUAAACGUUAAUUAUUCCCUUAUCUAAAUAAUGGUAUUAUAUUACUGUUUAGUAAGUUUAAUUCAUUGGUAAACUUCACAGGGUAUCUUUAGUAAUAUUGUUGUAAAACAUUUGGGAAUUUUAUUAGUUUUACUUUAGCCUUUAUUGUAUUAACUUAAUUGUUGUAAGUAGAGUUAAUGCAAUUAUAGUUUAGGAUUAUUGGUUCAGCAUACCUGAUGCUUAGUACAGGGAACAUAAGUACAGGAUUAUCCUAAGGAAAUCAUCUGAAUAACAUUAUUUAUGCUGUAAGACUGUAGUAUCAUAAAUUAUUAUUAAAUAAUAAUUUAAACAUACACAUUUUUUGUGUAAACAAUACUGAAUUGUUUAACCAAAUUAAAUUUAACUUACUAAUCUCUAUCACAUUUAUGUAUGUAUAAACAUUAUUGCUAUUGUGAUAUUUAUGUAUACAACAUAAUCUGUAUAUACACUGUACACAACACUAUUAAAGAUACAUCAAUCAUGUUUAACUGCUUGCUGUGCCUGAUAAGUAUAGUAUACAAAGUCAUACCAAUGUGUAUAAAUGCUACUGAUUUUAUGUUAUCAUUUCUCUUAGCCCAAUCUGUAUAUUUAAUGUAUUUAUUUCAUACAAUUUUCUUUCAUCUUGUUAGUUGUCUAUUUUAUUAAGGAGGGAGUUGACCUAUUAGGAUAAGUCUUUACCAGAAAUAAUAAAAAAAUACCGGUAUGGAUCAUAAACAUAAACAAAUGACUUUUUUGGCCCGAAAGUAAACAAACCACCUAUACUAAUAGCAUAUAUUAACAUAUGACUUUGUUUACUUUCGGACCAAAAACGUCAUUUGUUUAUUUUUAUGAUCCAUACUGGGUCUUUUCUAGUAUUUGUGGUCUUUACUGUAAAGAAAGAGUUAUAGAAAUCACAUUUAGAUCAUUAGAUUUAGGUAAAUCACAAUACACUUGUUGUAUACCACUUUCCUCAAUCUGUACAAUAUACAUUAAUCAUAUUACAAAACUAUUAUUUCUAGUGACAGUGUGUAAAAACAUAUAAGCCUACUGAACUAUUAAGUUUAGUGAUUUGUUUACGUUAUAAUAUAAUAUUAGUUGUUGUUACACUGCCAAUAUAUUAUAUUUUUAUUAAGAGUUAGCAUUCCAAAACUAAAAUGGAAAUGAAUGUGUUAUUUAAGAUAAAAGAUGAUUUAUAUUUCUUUGUGCAUAUUAUAUACA
Macrosteles quadrilineatus (aster leafhopper) is the source of this 7133-nucleotide messenger RNA. It is a transcript of the gene Dap160, whose product is annotated as intersectin-1. Gene Ontology annotation, molecular function: protein binding; calcium ion binding; guanyl-nucleotide exchange factor activity. Lineage: Eukaryota; Metazoa; Arthropoda; Insecta; Hemiptera; Cicadellidae. The transcript has 37 exons. The record is from RefSeq and is a predicted model, not a curated record. The coding region runs from base 194 to 5281 and encodes 1695 amino acids. Gene Ontology annotation, biological process: positive regulation of Rho protein signal transduction.